Messenger RNA from Prunus armeniaca (apricot), 1035 nucleotides. Lineage: Eukaryota; Viridiplantae; Streptophyta; Magnoliopsida; Rosales; Rosaceae. The record is from the annotation of a GenBank genome assembly.
AUGGCUGAUGCCUGUAGGGCAAUGAAGCCUUUUGGCAUUUCCGAAGGUCAGACAAAGGCAGCGGUCAAAGAGCUUCUGAAAGUCUAUGCAAACAGCUGGGAGUUUAUUAUUGAUGAAAAUUACAGACUUUUGCUGGACCAGAAGCCAGAGGAGGAAAAGGGAGUGAGAUCGAAGAAAAAAGAAGCUCCAUCUUAUGAUAAAACUGAAGUUGUUGAACUUCCAACCAAGAGAUAUUGCACAAGGCAACAGAAAAAACAGGCAUUGUCUCCUUUGGAAUCUUGCCUUGAAAAGUCUCCAUUAAAAAGGGCACGUCAGAUAAGAAGAAGUCGCCGAAGACACCAGGAAAGAGAGGUUUUGGACUCUGGGAAUAACUUCGAUCCUCUGCGUAAUUGCAACACGCAACUGGAAGAAAGUCUCAAUCUGAUAGGUGAAGAUAGUUCUUCAGAUUUUGAUGAAGACGGCUUGAAGUUGUUGGAAGUGGAAUCGUUGAAUACGGACAACAAAGAUAAUGUUUUUGAUUUGCCACAGUUUGUAGCUGCAUCAUCUACUCCGAAGGGUGACCUGGAAAUGUCUAUGAUUUGCCACUCUUCUCCACAGUCUGAUUUCUGUCCUCCACAUUUUGAUGAAGCUCUAGAAAUGAUGGAAGAGACACACAUAAAAUCAUGUAGAGUUGAAGAAUGCUUUGUGGAAACAGGAACUGAUUCCACCUUUGAUGAAAGUACUGCACAAGAUGUUCUUGCCAAAAGGGUGAAAGUUUCCUUGGAGAAUGGAAGAAAUACUGAAGAUCUGCCAAUCUUUCUUUACAUCUCCAAUAAUUUAGUUUAUAAGAACGCCUAUGUGAAAUUUUCACUUGCUCGUAUAUCUCAUGAGGGUUUCUGUUCACAUUGUUUUGGGGAUUGUUUGACAUCAUCAGUACCUUGCCUGUGUGCGGCUGAAAGUUGGGGUCAGUUUGCAUACACUCUAGGAGGAUUCAUUAAGGAGAAGUUUCUAGAAGAGUGUAUAUCCUUGAAGUGGGAACCUAAACAAGACCACUAG